Gopherus evgoodei (Goodes thornscrub tortoise) is the source of this 1704-nucleotide messenger RNA. RefSeq names its product cyclic nucleotide-binding domain-containing protein 2-like. The transcript is spliced from 16 exons. NCBI's taxonomy places the organism in Eukaryota, Metazoa, Chordata, Testudines, Testudinidae. Bases 1 to 1581 code for a protein of 526 amino acids. The record is from RefSeq and is a predicted model, not a curated record.
AUGGCGUGCGGGCUGGGGCAGGGAGGCGCUGCCCCUGCGCUGCGCGGGGCGGCUGGGCUCAGCGGUGCCUGGCGCUCGCAGGGAGCGGGCGAGCCGCAGCGGCGCUUCCGCAGGGCAGCCCGAGUCCUGGCGCAUCUCUGCGGACUGAGCUUGUGGCGGAAAAGAUAUGUUGGAAAGAGUCCAGUAAUACAGUGGGCAAUAUUUCACCUGAAGAGGCAGACACACCUUGGAAGUGAUCUUCUAUUCAACAUCAACAAUUUUUCUACAACUAACCUUAGGGGAGAUUUUGAAAAGCUGAAGCAUCUGUUGUAUAUUUGCCCUAAAGAAAGAAGCCAGCAAGAUCUCAGGCAGAUUCAAACAUGUCUGAAGAAGAACAGAACAUUUCAGUGUUUACCUAAUAAAACACAGCUCCAACUUUGCCAUGCUGUAGUCUACCAAGAGUGUGAAGCUGGAACCAUAAUUAUAAGGCAAGGUCAUGUUCCGAGUGAAUGUUACUUAAUACUAUCUGGAAAGCUAAAAGUCCUAUGGGGUGAUUCAAAUUUCAAAGCCCAAACUUUCAUCUCUGAAAUAUUAUGUGAAGCUGAAGAAGGAGACUUCAUAGGGGAAAUCUGUCUUCUAACUAAUACAAACCGAUCUGCUUCCAUUAUAUGUAAAUCCGAUGUGGAACUUCUAGUGAUAAACAAAGAGGAUUUUGAUUGUAUUCUUUCAGAUUUACUACAUGAACAAUACCGUGCAACGUGUAACUUCCUAAGGAAACUCACAUUAUUCUCUUCAUGGCCAGCAGAAGAAAUAGAAUUUCUUGUUCACUGCUCCCUACAGAGAUUUUACAGGACAGGAACAAUUGUUGUCCCAGAAAGUUUAAACUCUUACUUCUUAGUAGUUGUAAAAUCGGGUCGAUGUCUGAUAGUGACACAAGUGGAUCAAGAGAGAAUAUAUGCACACUCCAAUGAAAUGCAGAAUUUUUCUUCUCUUUGUGAUGAUUUUAUCACAAUAUCAUCAUUAAAAGAAAAGAAGGAUUUGACUAGAAGACUUUGGGAAAGAUCUCUUUAUUCAGCUGCUCAGAGAACUCCUCUUACCCAGAUGCCCAGAAGACCAAGACCUCAAACAGCUGCAGUAUUAUGUUAUUCGCUCAGGGACAGAAAAGCCUUUGGUGACCUGGAACAGAAAGGUAAUGAGGCACUACAUGUGAACCUAACAGAAGGUGAAAAAGUUGCCGAGACAAAGAGAGGUGGAAGGAAACAAAAGGUGGCUUCAUCAGUUCCUCAGUUCCUGAAGAUAAGGGCGCUGGAACAAGGUGGCAUUUUUGGUUUGGCAGAAACAAUGGACAAGUUUUGUUGCCUUCAGUUUAGCUUGAUCAGUGAAGGAGCGGAGUGCAUUUUCAUUCCCAAAAAACUUUUUCUAGACAAAGCCCCUGUCAAGUCGAGAAAGAUGGCUCUUGAGCUGGUGAAAAGCUACCCCUCAGAAAGCAUAAUUAUGGAGAACUAUGCUAGGCACCAAGCUUGGAAUACCUACAAGGCCAAGCUUAUUAGACAACAUCUUGACAGACAAGCUAUGCCAACUUCAGCUCGCUUUUCUUUUUAAAAGAUGUCUAUGGUAGCUGCCUUAUGCCCAGAUACUACUUCUUUUAGUUAAUGAGAUGAUGAUACUCAAGCAUGUGCUAAUGGGAAAAUAUGUACUGUCCAUGACUAUAUACACAUAGGAUAA